AAGUGGCGAAAUAGAACACGUGGCGCCGCCAUCGGUGCACGUCGUAUACAUUAACCGUAGAUCAAUUAACCUGUAUAUAAAUUAUAUUUUUAGUACAUAUUACCCCUUUCUACGAUUUCUCAAGUCCCAGUUUUAAUUCGUUAGGUAACCCUUGGAUUUUUUUGUGUUGGUCUUCUGCUAGACAGUCAGCGCCACAUAUUCAUCGUCGAGAAAAGUAUUUCUCGGUAUUUUAUGAAGUUAAAACGAUAUACAGCGUUAAAAAGGUUAUAUUAUCGAUUUCUAUGAUUUCUUUGCGUAUUUUUUACGGUGUAAAUCGGCUCUUGGAAAAGUUGAGUCCGUAUUUGGAAAUUCUAUUGACUUCAAAGUGAUUGCCUGACUUCCGGCCAAGACAAGCCCAUGUGGACAGCAGCAGCGGUGCCUCCGAUCAUUUCGUGCUGAGGCUGCCCCUCGUGUUUCUGUGAAAAAAACUUGUCCGACGAAUAAUCACGCGUGCACCGCGUAAGUCAUCGCAGCAUGGCUGAUUUGGACGAUUUCUUUGCGAAAAAAGAUCGUAAAAAAGCGAAGGGAAAGAAAUUCACAACUACGGAGGAGAUAGCAAAGAAAUUGGAAGAAACGGGCAAACGGUUGGGGAAGAAAUCAAAAGACAAACCAGUGAACCCGGAGGGGGAAGAGACUCAACAAACCGAGGAUGAAGAUGAGUGGAGAGAGUUUGAAGAAGAGAAAAAAGACUAUACUGGCUUGAAGAUUGGAAACCUGACAAUGAACGAAUCCAUAGAUGCAGAAUCUGAUGAUGAAAAAGGUACAGGAGACAUUAGCUCGGAUGGAGAAUCAGGUGAAGGUGGUACCAAACAUUCAGGACCUUGGAAAAAGCCAGAGCUCCCUCCACAACCAGAACCAGCACCAGAAACAGCACCACCACCUCCACCACCUGUUACUUCAGGAAGUAGUUAUAAGCCUCCACAUUUAAGGAAUAUCCAAACAGUAGCUGCUAGUCCUAGACAACGAGCAAAAAAUAUUGCGCCAGACAUACACAGUGAAGAAUAUUUUCCAACAUUGAACUCCAAGCAGCAGCAAAGCAACGAACCCAGCGGACCAUGGGGCAGACGGAAACGAGACGAAGGUACGUUUGAAGAAGUGCGUAAUCGAGGGGGAAGUAGAUCAUAUAGCGUACAGGAUACACAAGCUCAGGCGCCUAAGCUCUCUCUGGGUAACAAAUAUGGUGCCCUAUCGCAAGAUCAAAGCUGAAAUCAUCUCUGACUUGAUCGAACGACAAACAAUCAUUAUUACAUCAUUGCCUCUCUCCGUUUCGUGGCCCAGUUACGCUAUUAAAUAUGUUUUCUAGGAUAUAGAACACACGGCGGAACGCGUACGAGUAGGAUGCAUGAUCGAUUCACGUAAAAGCCAGACGUUGAUUAAAAAAACAAAACCAGGAAAAGAAAAGAAAUCCUAUUUCGUUCGAUAGGAGAUCCCGCCUGCUAUCGUGAAACCGGAUGUACCAUUUCUUUCGCGAAAAUGUGAUUCGUGCUUACGAUGAAUUUCGUGAAGAAACGCAAACGUUUAUUUUUUCAUACGAAGAGAACAUGCUCAAAACACACAUAUAUACACAUUUAGCAUCAGUUUUAUAUUUAAUUUUUUAAUUUACGUACUAGAAAGAUGAAAGAUCUUUAUCGAGAGAUGAUGGGGGCAGUGGAGAAAAGUCGCGAGUUUGCGUAACGAACCGGAAAUCGAGAUAGAACUCUCGUAACGCAAAAACGGUGUUGAACUUCGCGAUUAAUCACGUAAGGCACUCAUGUGGUCGCUGUAUUUUUACACGGUGCUGCUGUUUUCAUUUAGCAUGCUUGCAUUCGCGUUAGUCAGUCGAUCACCUUCGAAACGUCUCGGAAAUAUAGAUUAAAAACACUUGGAUACUCGAACGUGACAUCGUUUUAACGCAGAAAGGACUAUAUUAUAUUAUUACUUGUGCAUUGUAUAAAGAGGAAAGUCGAUUAGUCCUAAUCGGGCUUUGUCUUUUCGAGUAAUAGUUUCGCUCAACGGCAACGUACGUCAACGAACACAAAAGUUUAGAUGAAUUAAGAUAUAUGUGGAUAAAUAUGUAUACAUAAUAAUUACAUGGAAAUAAUUGAACUCUGGGGCUGGGCUUUGGAACGGUGCAGAAAUACGAAAGAAUUGCACGAAGGAAAGAAAACAGAGAGAACAUAUACGCAAAGUAUAAUGAAAUCGGAUAAGUUUAGUUCAUGGAAACUCAAAAUACAUGCAGAAGUAAUACAGAAAGAAGAGACACGCACGCGUGAACGAACAUACAAUAUAAAAUAACAAGAGACGUAUGUACGCUUUUGUUGAUACUUGUUUAAUUAGUUUUGUUGAUUUAGGGACUUCUUUUGCGAAAAAGAAAUGAAAACAGGGGAGAGGUUGUAAGGAAAGAGAAAGAGAAGUUGUAGAGUUUUUCCUGUGUGAUAUCAGGAAUUUGGGGUGCUAGCGCUGUUAUUUUUUGAUGGUGAACAAAAAAUGAGAAACAAAUAGAAGAGAAAAAUCUAACUCGAAGAAGCAAAAUGAAGAAAGUGAGCCAUACACACACAGAAUCGCAGAAAAGAAAGAAAUGGAGCCUUGUAUAGUGAACUAUAAGAAGAAAAAAAAGGAUGUGAUUAUUUAUAAUAAAUUUCCUAGGACAACUUAUAAGUACUGCCUUAAGCAUUUUAAUUUCGCGAACCAUCAAUGAUGUGUCGGUGAUCUCGCGACUGGUUCAGAACAUGUGAAGAAAAUGAAAAAAGAAAUAAGUGCAUGCUCAAAAUGAGUGUGGUUGCGAUCAUUAGCUUUCUGUUCGCGCGAUCGACCGUCACAGUCGUUCUAUCUCGAGGAUCGAAAGCACUUUUCACGGGCAUUUCCACGUAGAAAUACGCAAAUUCCAUAUGCGAGAGUCUAAAGUUGUUUGUUCAGUUGAGUCGAUCAGUUUGUUCGCUUAAUAAAUCGAACCAUGUAAGUAAUUAUUCCUUUAUAUUGGUAUAAGAAAACAUUUGUAAACGCGAAAUCAGAUGCAGUGACUCGUGAAAGUACUUAGACACUUAGUAUAGAAAACUUUUAUAUGUAUAUUGUAUGUGUUACAUAAAUCAUUUCGAAAUGUUAUAGACAUAAGACACGGAUGUCAUGAUUAUAUUAAUAAGAUUUAAAACUGAUAUGAAGUUGUAUAUAGAAGUUACAAGAUAUAUACUGCAGAUAUAUGUUUCAUAUAUCAUGAAUAACAAAUUUAAACAUACGUAUAAUACGUAUUAAAAAUUCGCACUAAUAUAAUAAAUAAUUGUCUAUUUAAAUAUUCUUGUGAUUUCUACGAAAUAUGUACUUGUACUAAAUGUGUAUUAGCUUUUACGUUCUACAUUUGUUCCAAAUUUUGUCAAUAUAAUAAUGAUAAUUGAAUCUUAUAUAUUAUUUAUAUAUAUCUUAUAUAUAUAUAUAAGAGAUAUAUAUAUAUAUAAGAUAUUAUAUAUAUAUCUAUUAAUGCACGUAAUAUACGUAUAAAAGGUUUCUAUAAGUAUUCAAAUACUAUCGUGAGCUACUGUAUAUAUGUUAGUAUCAAAUAAUUGUAAAAAAUUGUCUAUUAUUUGGCUUUUUCAAUAUCAACGAACUGAUCGACCAACUUCGUAUUGUGUUAAAGAUUACCAACCCUGAUUUAUCAAUCGAUUCAGACAGAACAGUCAAGAAUAAAGGUCUUGGCUAAUUUUGGGAAAAAGUGUGAGGGUUGGUGUCUUUUAAUGCAGUAAAAAUAGUAAAAUCGAAUGUCGAGAGAGAGAAAAAAGAUGAAGUCGCCCGACGACGACGUCGUCAGGGCAACGUGGACUUCGCCUGCCUUUUGUUACAGAAUAGUUGAAAUAAUUUUAUCGCGACUGUUAACAGAGAGAAAUCGAUAGAAUGACCGAGGAAGUGAAAGAGUGCGCGAAAGAAAGAGAGUGGCGAAUAAUGAACUUGAUAUAAUAAAUAAUGGAGGAAACCAGAGAGUUGACAUAUACGAAACUUUGUUUCCGAUGAUAUUUCUUGUUCUCGUUUCAUUUCUCAUUAUAUACACAUCUUUAACGAAACUCGCAAUACUCGUGCCCGAUUUUUGUGGAAUGAAUAAUAAAAAAAAAGAAAAAAGGAAAGAGAAAAGGAAAACUGUUUUUUGCAAAUAGUAAUUAUAUAUUACAAGAUAUAUUUUCGAGAUUGUACAUAGGUAUUUAUGGAAACACUUUUCAUUGUUAUAUGUACUAUCAAAAUGUUUUUUCAACGAUCGGUUCGCUUUAUGCGAGAGAACAUAGCGCUUGUUAACUCGUUGCGAUGGAAAUUAACGAGAGAUAAUAUUUAAUCCUCUAGAGUCUUAAAUGUCUAAGAAAAAAAAAGUUGAGUAGGAAACUUGCUUGUUGAUGGUAAAAAGACAUAUUAGACUGCAGAGGAUUAAAUUUCAAUGGUUUUCAUUCGACGAAAAAUCUUUUAUUAACUAUCAGGAUUAACAAACAUGAAGUUGAAGCGUUCAUGCGAUGAUGGGGAUAACAACAUAUGCAAAACACCUUGAUCAGAGUAGGUCUUCCGGCCUUACUGUACUUUCCUCGCUGGAAACAAAUAUAUUUUGAGGAUGAACUAUCACUGAACUUCGCUUCUGUGAUUGUACAAGGGAUUGCGAGCAUACUUUUCGCAAUAUUUGAGUCCGUGGCUUCCCUCGUUGCUGUACGAGCUGUACAUGGGAUACUCCAACAAGGACGCCCUGAACUUUGGUAGAAAAUAUAUCCAGACCUUUGUCAAGGUACUGAUCUGAGAACAAGUUUGAUAAUAAAUUGAGCAGAUUAAUUUAAUAACAA
Bombus terrestris (buff-tailed bumblebee) is the source of this 4820-nucleotide messenger RNA. RefSeq names its product protein CDV3 homolog A. The transcript is spliced from 4 exons. Bases 514 to 1245 code for a protein of 243 amino acids. Lineage: Eukaryota; Metazoa; Arthropoda; Insecta; Hymenoptera; Apidae. Gene Ontology annotation, cellular component: cytoplasm. The record is from RefSeq and is a predicted model, not a curated record.